GACAGAAAGAGAAGAUGCAGUUGUGUGGAGAUGUCUUGAGGGAACACGGAUUAUGGAUUAUGGAUUCAGUACAUUUUUAGCAUUAAAAACAGACACAUCGGGCGCAUCCUGUCGCAGAGCAUCUCAAACAUACUUCACUUUCAAAAUGCUCUGAGAGCAAUUCCUAUGGUAGCAGGCCAAUGUCUGGACAUGGGCAACGGUUCAAUAAAGCCCCCACGGGCUGAGAAGAAAACCUGCCUGGCCUCCAACCACACAGACCCCCCAGGUCUGGAAUUGGACAUCUUGAGGAUGCGUAUAGACUAUUUGGAACUGGAGCUGGCACAGAGGGACCAAGUGUUAGAAGCUCAAGAACUUCAGUUGCAGCAUCUGCGGAGGGAGCUCGAUGCAAAGGUCUCCCAGAUUGACAAACUGCAGGAUGCUAUAGGGUACAACAACAGCUUGGGGUGUGCACCAAAAGGACUGUGCCACCGGCGCUUCAGUGUCAUCAAUCAAGGUCCCAGUCGUUUCCACAAGGUCGCCGUGGAGGUCCACCAAAGGCUUAAAGCGAAGGAAGGUGUCUCUGCUGAACCUACUUCAGAAAACUUCUGCGGGUGGCUCAGACCUACUCACAUUUCCAUGGUGAAGCCCAUACACAAAGAUUCAGAAAUUAAAAAGCUAAUGAAUGACGCCAUCACAAACAAUGACUUCCUUAAGAGAUUGGAGCCACAGCACAUGAGGGAGAUGGUUGACUGUAUGUAUGAGAAAGUGUACAGUAAAGGACAGCUCGUCAUCCAGGAGGGGGAAUCUGGAAACGAUCUCUAUGUUUUAGCAGCUGGCUUGCUGGAAGUCAUCCAGAGUGGCAAGCUACUUAGUGAGAUGCGUCCUGGAACAGCAUUCGGAGAACUGGCAGUACUGUAUAAUUGCAAAAGAACAGCCACCGUAAAAGCUGUGGCCGAGUCCCACAUAUGGGCCUUGGAUCGUCAGACUUUCCAGGCGAUCAUGAUGCGGACUGCACAAGCCCGACACGAGGAGUAUUUCAGCUUUUUACGCAGUGUAUCUCUGCUUCAAGAACUGCCAGAAGAGAAACUUGCCAAGAUUGUUGAUUGUCUUGAAGUUGACUAUUUUCAAAAGGGAGAGUACAUCAUUCGUGAAGGUGAAGAUGGAAACACCUUUUUUAUCAUAGCAAAGGGAGAAGUGAUUGUGACACAAAGCACGGAAGGUUUUGCUGAGCCUCAGCAAAUCAAGACCCUUGGAGUUGGAGACUACUUUGGAGAGAAAGCUCUCAUCAGUGAAGAUCUUCGCUCAGCCAACAUCAUCUGCAAUGAGGAUGACACGCAUUGUCUAGUGGUGGACCGGGACAACUUUAACCAGAUGGUGGGAACCUACGAGGAACUUCAAGCUUACCUGAAGGAAUAUGUAGAAGAACUUUCCAGGAGUGAUGAGAGGAGGAAUGCCCUGCCACAUUCACCACAGAUUGAUUCUGCAGAAGCCCAAGAGCUGAGAAGGUUAAAGGAAAGGAUUGUCCUACUACCACAUAAUCAGCCUUUCCAGCAGUUGGAGGUGAUAGCGACAUUGGGCAUGGGAGGAUUUGGACGAGUGGAGCUGGUGAAACUAAAGGAUGAGGACACUACAUUUGCUCUGAAAUGCAUUAAGAAGAAGCAUGUCGUGGACACCAGACAGCAGGAACACAUUUACUCAGAAAAGAACAUCCUUCAGCAAACCAACUCGGGAUUUAUCAUCAGGCUAUUCCGAACAUUUCGCGACAAUAAAUAUGUCUACAUGCUGUUGGAGGUGUGUCUUGGAGGAGAGCUGUGGACUGUGCUGCGUGACAUGAAUUAUUUUGAUGAACCGACAGCCAGAUUUUGCAUAGGUUGUGUCUUAGAGGCUUUUGAUUAUCUUCACACCAUGGGUAUCAUAUAUAGAGACCUCAAACCCGAAAACCUUCUCCUUGAUGCAAAAGGUUAUGUCAAAAUGGCAGACUUUGGGUUUGCAAAAAAGAUUGGUCUUGGAAAGAAGACCUGGACAUUCUGUGGGACCCCAGAGUAUGUGGCCCCAGAGGUCAUCAUGAACAAAGGCCAUGACUUUGGAGCUGACUGCUGGUCUUUAGGAAUCCUCAUAUUUGAACUUCUAACGGGCAAUCCCCCAUUUGGUGGAUCAGACCCGAUAAAGAUCUACACAAUGGUCCUUUAUGGCAUUGAAAAGGUGGACUUCCCAAAGAGAAUAAGCAAGCGUCCCGAUGACCUCAUCAGGAGACUCUGCAAGCAAAACCCAGUGGAGAGGGUGGGGAACAAAAAGAAUGGGAUCAUUGACAUCAAGAAGCACAAAUGGUUCCAGGGCUUCAAUUGGGAGGGAUUGAGGGGGCACAAGCUUCUGUCUCCUCUGAAGAGAGAGCUGAAUGGCCCAAUGGAUCACAGCCACUUUGACAUCUUUCCUCCUGACAUGGAAAUUUCCCCUGAUGAGUCUUCUGGAUGGGAUAAAGACUUCUGAUUUCUCACGCAAAAUGUACAUAGUAAAUGGGCUUUCACUUGUAUAGUGUUCCUACCAUCCAUGUGCUCGAUGGACUUCAACACCGUCUCCUCAUUCACCUAAUGAUGAGGCCGCAUCAGGAGCACUGGAGGUUUAAUCACCUUGCUCAAGGAUAAUUCGACAUGCUCAGGAUCGAACCCGCAAGCUUCCAGUUGGUAGAUGACCACACUACCCCCUGAGCCAUGCAAGUCUCAUACACUUACUGCUUUAAAGGUGUUUCACUUGCAGAAUCAGGAAUUCAAAUGGGGUUUAUUUGUAAAUUAAGACUGAACAUGUCAGCUCAUGUUCAUGUCAUUAUGAGUUAAGCAACAAACGCCCAAAACGUUCCUAACCACUGUAGAAACAGUAUUAUUGGUAAUACAGGAGUGUCUUGAGAUACAAAUUCCUCAUCUUUCCCAAUUAAGAUAAAUGGAAAUGCCAUAAAUCUUUUCCAGCCAUCCUCUAAAAAUAGUUGUUUUUUCCCACACUUUAUAAUAUUUAAUGUACUAUAUAAAAACAUACAGUAGUGACAUAAACAUAAUGUAAAGUACUACACAGUUUGUGCCACCAUUUUGGUUUCAAUUCAAUGGACAUCGUACUGCUCCUUUUGGUGUGGUCACAACUCCUCCGUAAGCCGGAGUAAAAUUGUUCUUUAUUGACAGAGGAUAAAGAAUAUAUGCCUGUGAGUAUUAUUAUAUUAUUUGUCAACAUGAGUUUCUCCACUAUUUGUGUUCAAAUAUCUGUUGCUUGAAGAGUUAUAACACCAAGACAUCAAUGCUAUGUAACGU
Messenger RNA from Phycodurus eques (leafy seadragon), 3272 nucleotides. Its product is annotated as cGMP-dependent protein kinase 2. The transcript is spliced from 20 exons. Lineage: Eukaryota; Metazoa; Chordata; Actinopteri; Syngnathiformes; Syngnathidae. Gene Ontology annotation, biological process: protein phosphorylation. The coding region runs from base 166 to 2466 and encodes 766 amino acids. Gene Ontology annotation, molecular function: ATP binding; cGMP-dependent protein kinase activity. The record is from RefSeq and is a predicted model, not a curated record.